UGAUCUAUCUGAUCUGUUUUGUCUAUCUUGGUCUAUCUUGGUGUAUCCGGUCUAUCUUGUGUUUCUGAUCUCUCGAUCUAUCCAUCUGUCUCUCUUAUCUAUCUUAGGUGUCUUAUUUAUAUAUGUAUAUAUUUAUAUAUCUAUGUAUCUGUGUAUCUAUGUGUCUAUGUGUCUAUGUAUCGAUGUAUGUAUCUAUGUAUCUAUCUAUUUGUUUGUCUGUCUACCUAUCUAUCUAUCUAUCUAUCUAUCUAUCUAUCGCUUGGCCAAUUAGUACUCUUUUUUUCCGCAUGCCAUUAAAGACAUCGCAUGGAUUGGCAACAUCCAACGAACAGAUAGAACAUGAUUAUGGUUGGAUUCUUGGCAUGGGGUUGGUUUUGAAUCUGUCUUUGACCCCCUGUACGUUCCUUAAAUGUGGUUUUGUAGAAGAUUGUUGGAGGGUUCUUGGGGUUGUUUGUGGUGGUUUUUUUGGUCCUUGUUGGCUCCCGAAGUUCUGUUUUGGAGCUGUCCCGUUCAGGAGCUGGCAGUGUUUUGCAAGACUUCCAGGUCACCGGAUGCCUUGCAUUUCGUGCCGAAUUGGAUGCCAGCUUGGAGUUGGUCGUGCUUCAUGAUGAUGGCCAUUUGCAGCCUUGCGUGGGACCUGUCAACACCACAGGUUGUUUGGCAUUCUGCUGCACAUUCCCCAGGUUCGCUCUUCAUGUCCAAGUUCUACUAUGAACUUCUGCCUCCUGCAAUCAACGUGAUGAUGGGCAUCGCAAUAGCUUGGUUUAGUUUCCAGAAGCUUGAUGGCCACAAGCAGACAUUGGAUCAGAUGGAAUCCUUUGAUUUGAGAAAUGCUCAGUGCACCUUGGAAACGGAUCGGGUAGUACUUCAGAGGCUAGUGCAAGAUCUUUUUGAUGAGGCACUGGAACCUCCCGUGUCAGUCUCCCUUGAUGCGGGAGAGGUGUCGGAGGCGGACACAGAUUCUUUGGAUCCCCUUGUUUUGAAGCAAUCUUUGCAAGACGUUCGUCAUGUCACCAGCUACCCGACGGAAGAAGAAGUCAUUGGCCAGUUCAAUGCCUAUGUGAGGGGCCCAUUGCGUGAUAGAGUCAUGAGCUUGAUAGGUCGUGAGAUCGACAUCUCGUUGGAACUGCGCGCGGUAUCCAAUCUGCCGCUCGUACUCCUGGGAGUUUUCCUGGUUUUCAGCUGUGAUCGUCACUCAAAUUGCUCUGGUGCCCUCAUUGAAGGCUACUCGUCGGUGUCUCACUACAUCUUGACUACUGCUGUGGUAAACUGUGUCAUUGUACCCCUUAUUUUGGUUGCCUUUACAUUUCCGCUGGCACUACGUGCCAACCACCUGCUGACCUUGGUCGUCAAGGGGAAGGUGUUGCGCAUGCUUUGCGGAAUAUUUGUCAGCACUCUGGUCUUGGCGUUGAAUAAUGCCUGGGCAGCUGCUGGGGCCGCCGGAAUGAUGGUGAUUAUGUGUGAACCUUCCACGAUAGGCGUGGCUGUCUACUUGGGCCUUGGCUUUCUCAUGUGUUGUUCGGCCUGGUUCCUCCACCCCAACAUGGCGCGAACACAACGCCAGCCAGCUGUGAGCGUAGCGAAGACCUUUUGCUUCGCUGGAUAAGCAUCUUUGGCUCUCCCAGAGAACGAGUCCGAUUUGGACUUUUCCAUGUAGUGUGGAACACCGCGGAUGGGGAACUGAGAUGUGUAGAAAAAA
Durusdinium trenchii is the source of this 1699-nucleotide messenger RNA. NCBI's taxonomy places the organism in Eukaryota, Dinophyceae, Suessiales, Symbiodiniaceae. The record is from the annotation of a GenBank genome assembly.